Geodia barretti is the source of this 210-nucleotide messenger RNA. The record is from the annotation of a GenBank genome assembly. NCBI's taxonomy places the organism in Eukaryota, Metazoa, Porifera, Demospongiae, Tetractinellida, Geodiidae.
UCCUGUGUAAAAACUGAUCUUGUGGGGUGUAUAGUGCCAGCAUGUGUAGAAUGGUUUGUAUGGUCUGUGUCCCUAUUGCUUAGGUGCCAUUUACAUGCUGUAACAUAAAUAGAAGGAAUGAAAUACUUUUUUGGCGAGCGAAUCGAGCAGUUUGUGUGUAUUCAGAAUCACGUAAACUUUACGGAAUAUUCACCGUUACAUAGGGAUAAA